AUGGCUCAAAAAGCAGGUGUUUGUGUCAAAAGAAACGAAUUCAUGGUACUGGCUGUAAAUGGAGAACUUGUGAAAACAGUGGGAGAAGCUAUAGUGACAUUGAUGGUUGCAGGAAAACAACUACAAGCGUCCGUAAUGGUUUUAAAAAAUGUUGUUAAUGGUAUUGAUGCUGUUAUUGGUAUGGAUAUUAUUAAUCGUUGUGGAGGAGUGCACCUAUACGAUGGAAAAAUUGAAUUUGGUUUUGUUUCAAUUCACACAGAAAAACAAUUUGUUGAUAUAAAGGACAAGGACUUUGACGCUAAUUUUGAUGGCAUGAAAUGGACUGCUAAAUAUAAAUGGAAACAAAAUGAACCACAACUGAAGAACUUUGUCACGCAGUACAAAGUAAAACCCAAGUUGAUACAUCAAUUUAACGAAGAGAUGGACUUAUGGGUGGAAAAUGGUUGGCUGAAACCAUGUAAAAUAGAUGAAAAUAAUAAAAAAGGGAUUGUCGCUUUAAUGGCAGUUGAACAAGAAAAUAAAGGGAAGAUACGACCUGUCUUGGAUUUUCGCGAGUUGAACCAAUACGUUAAUUCACAUAACGCUUCAAGUGAUGCCUGCGAUGAAACAUUGAGGAGAUGGAGAAAAGUUGGUGACAAAUUUGCACUGCUUGAUCUCAGAUGCGCCUACAUGCAAAUACACAUUGAUCCGGUUUUGUGGAAGUAUCAGAGGGUAGUCUACAAAGAGAUGCAAUACCAUCUUACACGACUCGGAUUUGGGUUAAAUUCUGCACCAAAGAUUAUGUCGUCAAUCUUAGGCAAAGUGCUAAGUCUUGAUGCAGGUAUUGGUGAAGCAACUGACCAUUAUAUCGACGACAUAAUCGUUGAUUUGAAAAAGACAUCGGUUGAAAAUGUCGUAAACCACUUGGAACGGUAUGUGCUUUGUUGGAAACGCGGCAAUAUCAUUCCAAAGUCAGAAGACAUUGAAAAUGAAAAAAUUACACGUCGGAGAUUGUUUUCAAUAUGUGGUCACUUGAUUGGACACUAUCCAAUUGGAAACUGGCUCAGAAUUGCCUGCAGCUUUACAAAACGUUAUAGCCAAGGAGAUGCUUGGGAUGACCUAAUAGGAGAUCAAGUACAAUCAUGGUUGAUCGAAAUAUUGCGCAGUUUGGAAGCUAGUGAUCCUGUAAAUGGGACAUGGAAUGCUGAUGGUAUUCAAAAUAGACCAAUAUUGUGGUGUGAUGCUAGUAGUAUUGCAAUUGGUGUUGCAAUCGAAUAUAACGGCGUAAUAGUUGAGGAUGCAGCAUGGCUACGAAGUACAAAUGAUGUCAUGCAUAUUAAUAUGGCUGAAUUAGAUGCUGUGGUGCGUGGAAUAAACCUAGCUGUUAAGUGGGACAUCAAGAACCUAUCAAUAUUUAUUGACUCGGUAACUGUUCAUGGAUGGUUAAAAAGUGUGCUGACUGAAAGUCAUAGGGUUCGGUCAAAUGGACUAUCAGAAAUGCUAAUCAAACGAAGACUUUCAUUAUUGCGCGAUUUAAUAAAGGAAUACAGUAUGAACAUCAUAGUGAAGUGGGUUCCGUCUUCUAAAAACAAAGCAGAUGUAUUAACAAGAGUUUCAAAAAAGUGGUUAAAUGAAAUUUCACGAAAAAAUGUUAAAGAAUUAUGUGGGGUAAAUAUUGCCGAUGAAAUUCGUAAAUGUCACUCGAAACAUCAUUUUGGCGUUAAUCGAACAAUGUUUACAGUACAACAAAGAAUCCCGCAAGUGUCGAGAAAAGACGUUAAAGACUGUGUGCGCAAAUGUCGUCAAUGUAGUUCAAUUGAUCCAGCACCAAUAAAAUGGGAACAAGGAGUGCUAGAUGUACCAGAUACAUGGUAUCGUAUUGCAUGUGACGUAACUCACUAUAAAGGGUCACCGUACCUAACAAUGAUUGACUGUGGACCAAGUCGAUUCGCAGCAUGGAGAAAGAUGUUACACGAAGAUACAAAAAGUAUAUUAAUUCAAUUGGAUUCCGUAUUUAGGGAGCAUGGCCCGCCACACGAACUAUUGAUGGACAAUGGAGCUGUUGCAUCUGGAUUAAUAAUACACUCAGAUCAGUGGGCUUCCUAUGCUAAUUUACAUAACUUAAGUUACAAUCAUUUCACUGUAAACCUUACAAUAAACUUUGUUGAUCCUGACACUGGAGCAACAACAAAUCUUGUUGAGUCGUUUUGGUGUCGGAUAAAACAGGGUGAUUUAAAGUGUUCUAGGCUAGACGAAGCUCUAUUUGUGAUUACAAAUCAGGUUACGAAGUCAGACGAUCACGAUACGAAUGUAGAAGAUAAUGUUGCACAAGAACAGUUGAACUACAACUAUAUAGAGGAAAUAACUCUUAAAAAAUAUGAAGAUGAAAGUAAUCUUAUUCUGCUACUUAAAUUGUUAGCAGAAAGUAUAUAUGAACUUUGUACUUACAUAGAAGUAUGCUUUAUGUUACUUUACGAUGACUUAAGUUCAUUGUAA
Hydra vulgaris (swiftwater hydra) is the source of this 2475-nucleotide messenger RNA. RefSeq lists its product as uncharacterized. Gene Ontology annotation, molecular function: nucleic acid binding; RNA-DNA hybrid ribonuclease activity. NCBI's taxonomy places the organism in Eukaryota, Metazoa, Cnidaria, Hydrozoa, Anthoathecata, Hydridae. The record is from RefSeq and is a predicted model, not a curated record.